CGGCCCCGUAGAAAAUAUUUCUCAUCCAAUGUCGAGUCGGAGCGCGAGAGGCAGAACUCAAUGCCCGUUCGCAACCGUUUAUCCGAGUUGGCCAAGUGAUAGUGCUGUAGUUGUUAAAAGUGUUAAACUUAGUUGAGCUGAGUUUUAUAUUACAAUUAAUUACAAGUUCUGUUGAUAACAAUAAAACUGGUGUUGUCUUUUAGUGACCCGGGUGGUGCCCGAAAUCCUGAACAAGAACAGCCAAGGAACUUACCACUGGUGUGUUUUAUUUAAAUAGUGACAAUAAAAUAAAUCUAUAAGAAUGAUAAUGAUGUUCUGGAGGUGCAGCUAAGCCAGCAGCAAAAGCUCAAUCAGAAGCUGAUUUGAAAUCAUAAUCAGAAUAAUAAUUCAGGAACAAAGUGGAUGUAACAACAGCAAGUAGACCCGCGCGUCAAUUGUCGUUGAAGUAGUCGAUCCUUCUUGCAGCCGUCGUGUGAGAGAGCCAAGAGGAUACAUUAUAUUAUAUAUACAUCUAUAGAUAUAUAGAUAUAGAUGUAUAAUACAUAAUAUAGAAUAUAGACAUAUAUACAAGGAGGGCCGUACGAUUGUGGAAUAAACGGGCACGAGAAAGACGGCUUUUCCAAACUUCGGGUCAAUGUACGAGGGUCGUUAGUACACGACGCCGUGGAUCCUGAUCAACUUAGUGAGCUUUAUGUUAACGAGUGUCUAGAGUUGCUCAUAAGCCCAUAAAAAAAUAUAUCGCUCCCGCGAUUUAUAAAACGCCAGCGAUGACCCAUAAUGGUGGUCUUCUCGGGGUGCUCCCUGCUUCACGAAGACAGAGCCACGUUUGGGGAUGUGUUGCCCAGUGACCACUGAGGAGAAUUUUUCAGAAGGUUGUGGACCAGUGAUACAAGAUGCAGAAGAGUGACAGUAGAACGGGCAGAGGCGAAAAGGAGCUUCCGAGAAACGACCGUGACAGGGAGCAGGAAGCUGCCAAGAGAACUUCUAGGGGCAGCGGAAACGCGACUAGAUCAAACAUGCACACCUCUAGGCAUAGUGUUACUUCCACCUCCGGAGUGUUGAUGGUUGGACCAAACUUCAGAGUUGGAAAGAAAAUUGGCUGUGGUAAUUUCGGGGAGCUUAGACUCGGAAAAAAUCUAUACAAUAAUGAACACGUAGCUAUUAAAAUGGAACCAAUGAAGUCAAAGGCGCCACAGCUUCAUUUAGAAUAUAGGUUUUACAAAUUAUUAGGCACACAUGUUCAUAACACGCAUAUAGAAGGUGUACCGGAGGUGUACUACUUCGGUCCAUGCGGUAAAUAUAACGCACUGGUGAUGGAACUCCUUGGACCGAGUUUGGAAGACUUGUUCGACUUAUGCGGGCGAAGAUUCACGCUGAAAACAGUUCUCAGCAUAGCAACACAGCUGCUCCAUAGGAUAGAGUACGUACACAGUCGACAUCUGAUUUAUCGCGAUGUCAAGCCAGAGAAUUUCCUUAUUGGACGUAGUACGACUAAACGAGAGAAAAUAAUUCAUAUCAUCGAUUUUGGAUUGGCCAAAGAAUACAUAGAUUUGGAUACUAACAAGCACAUACCGUACCGGGAACACAAGAGUCUUACUGGGACUGCGCGCUAUAUGAGUAUCAACACUCAUCUUGGAAAAGAACAAAGCAGGCGAGAUGACUUGGAAGCACUUGGCCACAUGUUCAUGUACUUCUUGAGAGGCAGCUUGCCUUGGCAAGGGCUAAAGGCAGACACUCUGAAGGAACGUUAUCAGAAGAUAGGCGAUACCAAGCGAGCGACACCAAUUGAAGUACUUUGUGACGGUCAUCCCGAGGAAAUGGCGACUUAUUUACGCUAUGUACGGAGAUUAGACUUUUUCGAGACGCCUGAUUACGAGUAUCUGAGAAAACUUUUCCAGGAUCUUUUUGAACGAAGAGGAUUCGUCAAUGACGGCGAGUUUGAUUGGACGGGCAAGACUAUGUCAACACCAGUGGGAUCGAUGCAAACAGGACAUGAAAUCGUGGUGUCACCCAACCGAGAUCGGCAUCCUACCACUUACAAGGACGUGGCAGGUGGAGGGGUGGGAGUAGGCGGCGGUAAAGGGGUGGGAACCACAUGGCCCGAUACAGUCAAGCAAACGGGGGCUGGUGGUACAUUGACGCCUGCCGACAGACACGGCUCAGUACAGGUGGUAUCCUCGACAAAUGGUGAGCUGGCAAAUGACGAUCCAACUGCUGGACAUUCAAACACACCAAUAACUGCACCGCAGGAAGUGGAGAUGAUCGAUGAAACCAAUGUUUGCUUUAUUUCCAGAUGCUGCUGCUUUUUUAAACGAAAGAAGAAAAAAAGUGGACGACAGAAAUGACUGUCUGUUACUGUUGGGCUCGGGGGAACGGUACAGUGCGCGGAUAUUAGUGCUGGGGAUAAUAAUGUUAAUGCCAGAGGAACGUUAACUGGUGCCAGUGGAGCUGGAAGACAUCUAGGAGUCGGGGCUGGAGGUGCUGGUAAACGUCCUGGCAAAGACAACCAAAACAGUGGAGAUUCCGAACGCGAGGCUGUUAAAUUAUUGAGGGACGUCAGUCGUUCAGCCUCCAGGGAUUCCGUGCUACAGCAUACGACUGUCACAACAACACCCACGCCUACACCACCACCAUUGUCCAAUUGAACAAUCAUCUUCAUCCUCAUAGCCACUGAUACUCUACCACUGCUAUACAUUUAUUAUUAUCAUCUUCAUUAUUAAUUACUAAUUUUUAUUAUUAAUUAUUAUUAUUAUUAUUACUAUUAUUAUUAUUAAUUAUUAAUUAUUACGAUUAUGUCAUAUUCAUCAGCCGUCGGUGUCUACAGUGUAAUUGACAUUUAAAAAAAUUCGUUUUGUCUAUUGUUGCAUUGUCAAAUUAAUACAAAAUCAAUCGAUUUUGAUUUGUUAAAAAUUAAAAUAACAAAUUCAUUCAGCAGUUAAUUUAAUUAACUAAUUAAUUAAAAAACUCAUAAUUAAACUUUACAAUACAAUGGAAAAAAAAUGAUAAUAAUAAUAAACAAUGAAAUAAUAAAAGCAUUGAAAGAAAAUGUGUAAUAUAAUAACAAAUAAAUUUUUUUCCAUAGUAUAUUCUCAGGAGUAAAAAAUACAGUAAUGAGGGCGGGGGAAUUGAUAAGUUUGUUAAUUAAAAAGCGAAAUUGAUGUGUUAUGCAGCUUUAUAUAGGAGCAAACAGCAAGCACUAUUAAAUUUAAAUAAAUAAUUUUAUAAUUUAUAAUAAAUAAAUAACGCACUAUCUAUUUAAUUGUAAUCACCAAUAAAAUAAAAUGAUAAAUAUAUGACAGACUUCUAAAUGUACUUAGUCAUCUAGAUAAUUUAACAAGUUUAAUUUAUCUACAUAUCUACGUCUGUUAUAUUCUCACUUUAUUAUUUUAUCCUAUUAAAUAAAAAUUUUAAAUAGUAAUUAUAAUAAAUAAUAAGACGUAAGAAAUUAAGGGUAUUCUCGGACAGUACCCCAUAUUUUUUUUUAAAUAUUCAAUGACUCAACUGUCAAGCGUAAGGACAUGCUCAGACAGUCUCUCCCCACUUUUUAAAAAUAUUCAAUAACUCGAUUGUCAUGACGGCAUUGAAUUUUUAUUAAUUAAUUAAAAAAUAUUUAAAGAAUUAAUUGAAAAAAAAGACAACUUGCAAUUGCGCCAAGAUAAAGAUUUAAAAAAAAAAUUCUUACAGUUAUCAAUUAGGAGUCUAACGAAAUUUGGAACAUGGUAUUAAAAUUCAAAUUUUUGGGAUAAACUUUAUCAAAUUUCGUUUGACUCCAAAUUGAUAACAACUGUCAGAAACUUUUAUAAAUUUUAUAUUUCGGUGGAAUUUAAAGUUGGCCUUUUUUGCAAUCAAUACUUCAAUUUCCUUUCAAUCAACUGAUAAAAUUGUAAUACGGUAAUGACAGUUCGUUAAUAAGAUAUUUUUAAAAAAUUGGGAGAUGUCUGAGGAUGCCCUUAAAAUAUCAAUUAAAUAUCCUCUAUUAAUUGUCUUUUUGCUGUUGCAUCCUUAUAUUUUAAAUAUAAUAAUUAUACCAUCAUUUCGUUUUAAAUAAAUAUAUUAUAUAUAUAAAUAUAUAAAUAGCUUCGGAAGAACAAUAAUGUGUGAUGAUGAUAAUGUCUUCUGUGUAUUUAAAUAUCAGUGAAAGUGAAAAUGUGCGAAUGAGGUAACGAGUCACGAGCAAUUGCGUGCUGUACAGUUUUGUUUAAUCCCCUAUUAUUUUUUAUUAAAAUCUCAUAUUAUCUGUGUGACGUGUGCUAUCAUUACGGAUAACUGAUUAUCAUUUAAAUUUAUCAAACAGAUGUUACUAUUACUAUUGUUAUUAUUAUUAUUAUUAUCAUAAAUUAUAAAUUAACAAUUCUUCCGUUAAAAUCGUCCAUUGUAUGAUCUCUCUGUGUUGUAUUUAUUUACUUGAUCAUUUUGAUAAUUAAAUUUAAUUUAUGACGUUGGUUAAUUUAAAAAAAAAUAUAUCUAUAUAAAAUAAUUAAGUUGAAUUACGUGGAAUCGUUUUAAUAAUUGUGGCAAUUUAAUGUAUAGAAUUAUUAUGUUUUUUUUUUUAUUUAUUAUUAUUUUUCAUUUAUAAAAACUGGACUGUAAAAGAUUUAACUUUCAUGAAUGUAUCCGAUAAUAAAAUAACAUUUUUUAAAGUCUUUUUUAAUACACGACUGACUGCUGGUUAAGUUCGGUUGUGAAAUAAUCAUUCAAGUGUUUUAUUAUUUUUAAUUUUACUCUUAUUUUUUUUUUUUUUUACGGGCGUUAAACGCUAUCAUAAUUUUUGUAAUUUUUUUUAACGGAUGAUUGAGUUUCUAAUUAAAUUUAUUGACAUAUGAUCCACGUAAAUGCCUUGUAAAUUUUUUUAACAGGUAAAUUUAAAAAUAAAAAAUAUCCGAUUUAGUAAUUAAAAUAAUUGAAAUUAAAUUUAAUUACACUUGAGCUUAUUUCGGCAAUCGCCAAAAGAACCAGAACAUUUAUAAUGAUUUUUUUACCUGAUGACCAUUUUUCACAAAGUUUAGUAUUUAAAUUUAACGGAGCUUCGUAAUAAUAAAUAAAAUAAAAAUAUAAAUAAUGUCCAAGUCAAUUUUGUAAUUUUUAAAGCGAUAUUUCUUCAAACAAUACCACAAUUUAAAAAAAAAACUGUAAAUUAAUUGUGAUGUUAAUAAGGAAAAAAAAAUUGGUGACGAAUGUGUGUGUGCAUGUGUUGUGUUAUUUUGUAAAUAAAUAAUAUAAACAAUCGAUUUUGAUCAGUAAAAUAAUAAAUACAAAUAAGUCUAACUUUGGAUAAAAAUAGUUACUGUAAUAAACUAUUAAUUAUCAUUAUUAUUAAUUUACAAUGUAGUAAAUAAUGCGUUUAAAUGAUAAUGAUAAAUUUAAGUAAGACACGAUUCCCUCGCCUAAUAAAUUAUUUUAUUGUAAUAAUUUAUAAUAAUUAAUAUCAAUUGUCUGAUGAAUUUAUUAUUAUUAUUUUUAUUUAUAAGAUUUAUUAGUUAAUUAACGAUAAAUUAUAGAGACAUCGUCGGAAUAAUUCGAGCCAAUCUCUUAAUAUUAUUAUUAUUAUUAUUUAAAUUUUGUCGACUGCUUUUCUUUGGUAUGGCCAGCAAAAGGACACGAGUGAUGCGAAUAUAUAUAAAUAUAUACAGCCAUAAGUUCCUUUUAUAUAAUUAUUAUUUUUUUUUUUUAUUAAAAUGUUAAUUAACUGUGACGUUAUUCCGUCAGUUUGUUAAUGAAGCUGUCGUAAUAAUAAAUAUUAAAUAAAAAUAAUGAUAAAUAAAUAAAUAAUAAAAUAUAAAAGAUGAGAGUAGGUUGUUUGGAGUUUAGAUAUAAAUUAAAACGUUAGCCAAUUAAUUGUCAAGUUGAUUAAUGAAAGUAGUGAGAAACACGUGGUUGUACAAUUUAAAUAUUCCAUUAUCAUUAUUAUUAUUAUUUUUAUGAUCAUUGAUUACUAUAAUUAUAAUUAAUAUUAUAUAUGAAUAUUAAUAUUUAAAAAAAAUAUUUUGGUUGUCGCGCUCGGCUCCAGGUAACGGCGUCACCUGUAAUUUUAUACUCAAAUAUCUUUACUGCCCGCAUAUACUAGACAUAGAUUGUUAAAAAAAUUAAAGAAAAAAAAAAGAAACAAAAGUUAAUAAAAAAGAUCGUGCACGAAAGUACGCCUCGUCCUCUUCCUGGCCGAUCUCAAUCUCAAUCCCUCUAAUGCACUAUAAGGAAUUCACUAUUAUUAUUUUUAAAUAAAUUUAUUAAUUAAAUUAAUUAGUUUAUGUACAUAAAGUAUUUUAAUUAUAUAUAUUGUGGCUAAAUUUAUUAAAAAAAAAAACAAAUAAAAAAUAAAUAAAACGUUUUAAAAUAACAGAUCACUAUAAAUAAUCGAGGAUAAGAAAGUAAUGAGUCGUUUUAUCUGUAAUUUUUAUGUAAAAUUAUUAAUAAUAAUAAUAAUGUAAGUCUGGUUGAUAUAUCACGGACUAGCGUAAUACCGAUGAUCAAUUAUUAAUGAUUAAUAAUUAAUAACAACCAAUUAAUGUUUUAUUAAUUAUUAAUCUCGAUUAUUUUAAAUUAAGAGUGUAAUUUUGUGAGUAAUUUCUCAAAGCGUUUUUAUUUUUACUUUUAUCUAUUUUGAAAAAAAGAAAUAAUAAUAAGAGACAUAUAUGUAUAUCUUAUAUAUUUUAAUCAGUUGCGCUUGAAAACUUUAUAUAAUAUGAACAUUGUAA
This is a messenger RNA of Microplitis demolitor, 6692 nucleotides long. RefSeq names its product casein kinase I (gene gish). NCBI's taxonomy places the organism in Eukaryota, Metazoa, Arthropoda, Insecta, Hymenoptera, Braconidae. Bases 894 to 2345 code for a protein of 483 amino acids. The record is from RefSeq and is a predicted model, not a curated record. The transcript is spliced from 11 exons. Gene Ontology annotation, cellular component: plasma membrane; cytoplasm; nucleus. Gene Ontology annotation, molecular function: protein serine/threonine kinase activity; ATP binding. Gene Ontology annotation, biological process: signal transduction; positive regulation of canonical Wnt signaling pathway; endocytosis.